GGAAAGAGAAACUGAAGUGUAGUCGAGCUGUUGUGUUCGUGUCUCUGUAUUCAUACAGUAAAAUGGCAGAAGCCAGAAUUUCAGUGGAUCAGGAUGAGUUCCUGUGUCCAGUGUGUCUGGAUCUCCUGAAGGAUCCAGUGGCUAUUCCCUGUGGACACAGUUACUGUAAGAGCUGUAUUACAGGCUGCUGGGAUCAGGAGGAUCAGAAGAGAGUCUACAGCUGCCCUCAGUGCAGACAGACCUUCAGUUCAAGACCUGCUUUAGCUAAAAACACCAUGCUGGCUGAAGUGGUGAAGAGACUGAAGAAGAUUAAACUUCCUGCUGACUGUUACGCUGGAGCUGGAGAUGUGCAGUGUGACGUCUGUACUGGAAGAAAACACAAAGCCGUCAAGUCCUGUCUGGUGUGUCUGAACUCUUACUGUCAGAAUCACCUUGAACAACAUGAGAGUUUCUUUAAAGAAAAGAGACACAAUCUGACUGAUGCCACUGGACAACUGAAGGAGAUGAUCUGCCAGAAACACGACAAGAUCCUUGAGGUUUUCUGCCGCACUGACCAGAAGUGUAUAUGUCUGCUGUGUACGAUGGAUGAACAUAAAAACCACAACACUGUAUCAGCUGCAGCACAGAGGAAAGAGAAACAGAACCAGCUGAAGGAGACGCAGAGGUCGUUCCAGCAGAGGAUCCAGCAGAGACAGAAAGAUCUUCAGCAGCUGAGAGAGGCUGUGGAGUCUCAUAAGCGCUCUGCACAGACAGCAGUGGAGGACAGUGAGAGGAUCUUCACCAAGCUCAUCCUGAGAAACAAAGUGGAGGAUUUCUGCAAAGAGGAGCACAAGAAGUUUUCUGACAGAGUCACUUCCACCAACAUUGUUCUCAGGACCAGGAACAACUUCCUACAAUAUUCCCGUCAGCUCAAUCUGGAUCUGAACACAGUGCAAGACUAG
This is a messenger RNA of Megalobrama amblycephala (Wuchang bream), 941 nucleotides long. Its product is annotated as E3 ubiquitin/ISG15 ligase TRIM25-like. The record is from RefSeq and is a predicted model, not a curated record. Bases 63 to 941 code for a protein of 292 amino acids. The transcript is spliced from 7 exons. Gene Ontology annotation, molecular function: zinc ion binding. NCBI's taxonomy places the organism in Eukaryota, Metazoa, Chordata, Actinopteri, Cypriniformes, Xenocyprididae.